AUGGGCAAGCUGCACUUUGGCUUUGCACAGCCCGGUGAUCACACUGGCUGGGCUGAAGUGACAACCUGUGCGUGUCCCACACUGCUGUCUCCUCCUUUCUGUCAGUUCUUCCAGCAACCUUUGCUGAUGAAGCUGUUAAAUAUCCUUUCUAGAAGAUGAGGGAAUUCAAUCUUCAAACUUUCCAAUGACAGAUUUAAGGGAUUCUGCUUUCUCUGGACUAUAUUGUGUUUUACCUGGUUCCUGGGAUUCACACAGGGAAAUUCUGAAGAUGUGGAUGUUCUUCAGAGACUGGGCCUGUCAGGGAAAAGGCCAUCGAGUGGAUGGUCCUCCUCACGUGUAGUUCCUCAAGGAGUCAUUCCUUUCAAAUCAGGGGUCAUCUUCACUCAGCGAGCCCGUGUCGAAGCACCGCUCAGCACCCUCCUCCCCGCAGGCUCCACCUCUGACCUGCUGCUGGUGCUGAGCCUCUGCUCCCACCGCAUCAACAACGCUUUUCUCUUUGCUGUCAGGAGCAAAAAGAAAAAACUGCAGCUGGGGGUCCAGUUUGUGCCUGGGAAGAUCAUCGUGUAUGUGGGCCACAAGCGCUCUGUAUAUUUUGAUUACAAUGUCCACGAUGGCCAGUGGCACAAUAUGGCCAUCAACAUUCGUGGCCAGACAGUCACUUUAUUUACUUCUUGUGGGAAGCGCAGAGUACAUGCGGAUUUGCAUUUUAAAAAGGACGAGGCGUUGGAUCCACACGGAUCUUUCCUCUUUGGGAAGAUAAGCCAGCACUCCGUGCAGUUCGAAGGAGCCAUCUGCCAGUUUGAUAUUUAUCCUUCCGCCAAGGCAGCUCAUCAUUACUGUAAAUACCUGAAAAAACAGUGCAGGCAGGCAGAUACCUACCGGCCAAACUUGCCCCCACUCAUCCCCCUCCUGCCCAGGGACCCCAGUGCCUCCCCCAGCACCCCACAGCGUACAGAGCCCUUGCUGCAGGGUCUGAAAAACCUGACCACUGCUGCCCCAAAUGUGGAGUUUGGCAGGGUCACUGCACCCCUCAAGACGAGGGGUUCAGGUGCAACAACCAUCACAUUGCUGUCAACCCCACCAUCACGGCCGAGACUGACUACCAAGGCCACCAAGGUGACAGUGGCCCCACCUGUUCCGUCGAGUACCAAAUCACAGGUACCCACCCUGUGCUCGCUCCCUCAGGGCACAGGGACAGCCUUCAGGGAGGCUCAGCCCACUCCCAGCACACACAGGGAGAAAACUCCCCUUCCCACUGCCAGAAGGGCCCCACCAACGAGCCAGAGCCUGGUCACGGCCAGCAGGAAGGAGUCCAAGCAAGAGACCAAAAAGAAGAUCAACCAAAAACCAACCGUGGAGCCCCCUGAAGUGCCCAGCACUGUAAAGCCAAUGAGGAGGGUGACUGAUAACACAACGAGCAAUGUCCACCUUGUUACCCUAAAGCAAAACCCAAGCCGUGGGCCCAUCCCAAAGAAGCACGUGCCGUCCCCCACCAGGAGAGUGGAUCCCAGUAGCAUCCCUCUGGUGUACACCAAGCCACCCCUGGGGUCUGCCCAGCCUGCCUCCAGAGCCAGGGCACAGGCCUUCAACCUCACAACCCCAGUUGCCACCGAUGGCUAUCAAAUCUUUGACCCCUUGGGACCCACUCCGUUUCCAUUUGUACUGGGAUAUCCAGGAGUGAAAGGAGAGAGAGGACCUCAGGGCCCACCAGGUCUGCCAGGCUUACCAGGACCCCCUGGCAAGAGAGGUUCUCGAGGUCCUCCAGGUCCCCAUGGAAACCCUGGCUCACCUGGCCCCCCAGGACUGAAAGGUCAGAAGGGUGAUCCUGGGCUGUCACCAGGAAAAGCUCGCAAUGGGCAGAAGGGAGACGUGGGCUUACCUGGUUUAACUGGGUUCCCUGGACCACCUGGUAGAAAGGGAUAUAAAGGCUACCCUGGACCACUGGGUCACCCUGGAGACCAGGGCGAGCGAGGACCAGCUGGAAGUCCAGGUGCCAAAGGUUAUCCUGGCAGGCAGGGUUUACCUGGCCCCAUAGGGGAAUCUGGCCCAAAAGGAACUCGGGGGUAUAUUGGUCUCCCAGGACUAUUUGGGCUACCAGGGGCUGAUGGAGAACGAGGGAUCCCUGGAGUUCCUGGGAAGAGGGGCAAGAUGGGUAGGCCGGGUUUUCCUGGUAAUUUUGGAGAGCGAGGACCUCCAGGCAUCGAUGGGAACCCUGGAGAAUUGGGAGCUCCAGGUCCUCCUGGAGUCCUUGGACUCAUUGGUGACAUGGGCCCUGUUGGACCAAUUGGCUACCCAGGACCAAAAGGAUUAAAGGGGCUGAUGGGAAACCCUGGAGAACAUGGACUGAAAGGUGAUAAGGGUGAUCAGGGAAGAGCAGGUGUUCCAGGAGAUAUUGGCUUCCAAGGAGACAAGGGCAGCCAGGGCUUGCCUGGGGUCCCUGGGGCACGAGGGAAGGCAGGCCCCCUGGGAAAAGUCGGUGACAAAGGACCAGUUGGGUUUCCAGGACCACCUGGCCCUGAGGGCUUCCCAGGCGACAUUGGCCCACCAGGAGAAAACGGUCCCGAAGGUCUGAAGGGAAAGCCGGGAGCACGAGGUUUACCUGGGCCAAGAGGACUGCCUGGACAAGAGGGAGAUGAAGGACCCUUAGGACCACCAGGAGUCCCUGGUCCAGAGGGUCGAUCUGGUCGGAAGGGAUUUCCGGGAACACCUGGUCCCAAUGGUCCAAAGGGUGAGCCAGGAAACCGUGGCCGACCAGGAAAAGUUGGUGAGCAGGGUCUAAUGGGUUUCAUUGGUCCGGUGGGGGAGCCUGGAAUAGCAGGAGAAAAGGGUGACCGUGGCUCAGUGGGACCCCCAGGCCCUCCAGGAGUCAAGGGGUCGAUGGGGCACCCUGGGAUGCCAGGAGGAGUGGGUUUUCCUGGGAUCCCUGGACCAACAGGUCCGGCAGGAGCCCGUGGUGCACCAGGGGUCCGAGGAAUGAAAGGCCGCAGGGGUGCCAGAGGGCCUGAUGGACCCGUAGGCGAGCCAGGGUCGCGAGGUGUCAAGGGCCGACCAGGGGAGCCAGGCAGGGUGGGCCCAGAUGGGCUGCAGGGCAAGAUGGGGGAGACUGGGGAGACUGGAGCACGUGGCUUCCCAGGUAUCCAAGGACCUUCUGGACCUCCAGGAGCAAAAGGGGCUCCAGGAGACCCGGGUCCCCAAGGACCACAGGGGCCACCCGGGCCUUUGGGAGAAAUGGGGCAUAAGGGACCACCAGGCUCAAUGGGACAACCUGGUCUUGCAGGUGAACCUGGCAUGAAGGGUGAUCCUGGCCUGUUAGGAAUCCCUGGAGAGCAAGGUCUCGUUGGCCCAAGGGGAGAACCCGGGCUGGAAGGGGACAGCGGGCAGCUCGGGCCAGAUGGGAUCAAGGGAGACAAAGGAGAGCAAGGCCCAGAAGGAGAGAAAGGAGAAAAAGGCAGUGAAGGACUGAAGGGAAAAGAAGGACCUCCUGGAUAUCCCGGCAUCCCAGGUGUCCGAGGACCAGAAGGGAAACCAGGAAAACAGGGGGAAAAGGGCAAGCCUGGCCAGAAGGGCAGCAAAGGCUACCAGGGGCAGCUCGGUGGGAUGGGAUCCCCAGGGAAGCAGGGGCCGAAGGGGAACCAAGGCCCUAAAGGAUCCCGAGGUACCCUGGGACCGAUGGGAGCUCCAGGAAGGAUGGGCGCUCAAGGGGACCCAGGCUUAAAGGGUUACCAGGGACAUGCAGGACCACCGGGGCCGAUUGGACCACCAGGGCCAAAGGGGGAAAAGGGACAACAAGGUGAUGACGGGAAGGUAGAAGGCCCACAAGGACCACCUGGAGACAGAGGCCCCAUUGGUGACAGAGGUGACCGAGGGGAGCCUGGAGACACUGGUUAUCCUGGUCAGGAAGGGCUUGAUGGAGAAAGAGGAAAACCUGGGCAGCAAGGCUUACCGGGAGAUCCUGGAUCACCAGGCAAGCCAGGAGCAAAGGGAUCCAAAGGUGAAGUGGGUCAAAAAGGAAAGCAAGGAGCACAGGGCAGUGCAGGGAGCAGAGGCUCACCGGGCAUCCUUGGGCUACCAGGUCCUCGAGGAGUGGUGGGAAGGCAGGGUCAGGAGGGUGCCCCUGGAGUGGACGGAGUGCCCGGGAAGGACGGCGUGCCUGGGACGCUGGGAGAGCAGGGUGACGAUGGGGAAGAAGGUGUGACCGGGAUGUCAGGCAAGAGAGGGAACCCCGGCGUGCCAGGACUCCCAGGGGCCCAGGGACCACCAGGAUUCAAGGGUGAAAGAGGAUUGCCUGGACAGACUGGCCAAACAGGGAAGCGAGGAUCACCAGGAGGAACGGGCCUUCCAGGGAGCCCUGGCGACCCAGGACCCAAAGGACAGCUGGGCGACUUUGGAGAGGCAGGAUUUCCAGGGAUUGCAGGACUGUUUGGGCCAAAGGGCCCCCCAGGAGACCUUGGGUUCAAAGGUAUUCAGGGACCACGUGGACCACCAGGUCUCAUGGGAAAAGAAGGAAUUAUUGGUCCUCUCGGCAUUCAAGGUCCCACAGGAAGUCCUGGGCCCAAGGGUGACAAAGGCAGCCGUGGGGAGAUGGGUCUUCAAGGUCCAAGGGGUCCUCCAGGCCCUCAAGGACACCCUGGCCCUCCGGGACUGCCAGGAGUUCCAGCCUCAUUUCAGCAAGAUGGCUUUGGGGCAGCUUUCCAGACACUGAUCGACUCCAACACCGCGCUCAAGAGAGAGGGUUACCAACAUCCAGACCUUCUCAUGCUGGACCAUGGAGGGGAGAUCUUUAAGACUCUACACUACCUCAGCAACCUCAUUCAGAGCAUCAAAAGACCCCUGGGAACCAAGGAAAACCCUGCGCGCAUCUGCCGGGACCUGAUGAACUGUGAAGAGAAGAUGACCGAUGGUACCUACUGGAUUGACCCAAACCUUGGCUGUUCCUCAGACACCAUAAAGGUCAUCUGUAACUUCACCAACGGUGGCCAGACGUGUCUCAGCCCUGUCACUGUCUCCAAGCUGGAUUUUGACAUCGGGAGAGUCCAGAUGAACUUCCUGCGACUGCUGAGCUCGGAGGUGGUGCAGCACAUCACCAUCCACUGCCUGAACACCUCUGUGUGGCGCGAAGGCUCUGCUGAGAAACCCUCGGAGAAAGCCGUGCGCUUCAGGGCCUGGAACGGGCAGAUGUUUGAAGCCAGUGGGCAGCUCAGGCCAGAAGUGGCAGCUGAUGAUUGCAAGAUCAAGGAUGGGCGCUGGCAUCGGACCCUCUUUUCCUUUCGGACACAAGACCCUCAGCAGCUGCCAAUUGUCAACAUCUACAACCUGCCCCCGUCCGAGCCAGGACAGCAGUAUCACCUCGAGGUCGGCCCCGUCUGCUUCCUCUGAACCAAGCUAUGGAACGCGGGCUCUGAGGCUCCAAUCCCGCCAGUGGCCUGUCCUCACAGGGGCUCUCCCCCCUCUCUGCAGCAAGGACAGCUGGGCUGUAUCUUUUGGGUCAACUCUUGCUCCAGCCUUUGGCUCAAGGUCUCCAAGAACCCAUGAUCUACUGAACUCAGCCAGUUGUUGGAAGGAGGAAGAACAAGGACGUGGGGGAAGCGGGCAUCAGUCAGGAUGUGAGCAGUGAAAAGGGAGCAGGGGACUGGAUGUUGU
Molecule: messenger RNA, 5640 nt
Organism: Pseudopodoces humilis (Tibetan ground-tit)
Lineage: Eukaryota; Metazoa; Chordata; Aves; Passeriformes; Paridae
Source: RefSeq, a predicted model, not a curated record